Messenger RNA from Ctenocephalides felis (cat flea), 654 nucleotides. Its product is annotated as follicle cell protein 3C-1-like. The record is from RefSeq and is a predicted model, not a curated record. The transcript has 3 exons. Bases 37 to 654 code for a protein of 205 amino acids. Lineage: Eukaryota; Metazoa; Arthropoda; Insecta; Siphonaptera; Pulicidae.
UGUUUUGUGGUGAGGCGUGAUAUAAACGUGAAUAAUAUGAAGUUCCAUUUUUGCUUAAUUGUUUUGAUUGCACUCUGCACAGUGGCCUACUCUAGGCCAGAUGUACAAACUAAUGUUAUAACAGCGAAAGGCAAAAACGUCGAUCAGGCAAAAUCAAAAGCAAAAGCGCAGGCCAGCAAAGCGAUCGAGAGCAAUAAGACUAAAUUGAAUAAAGAAGUAACGGAAAUUAAAGAUCUUGGGAACGAAGAAAAAGCCAAAGACGAGCCAAAAGCUUUGGCUAUUUCUGAAGAGGAUGAAUCUAAGCCAGAGGUGAGCUUGGGAUGCAAUUGUGGAAUUUUCAUGUCUGGUCAAAUACCGAGAGGUUCCAAAGCCCAACCGAAAGGAAACCCAGUGUUAUUGCAAGAACAGGACGGGAUUUUUGCUUGCACACCUUUGGGAACUAAACAGUGUACUAACAAAUGUUUGGACACGAUCAUAAGACAUUUACCAAACUCUCCCAAUAUUUUGUGCGGUCUUAUGGACCGUGAUUGCCACAAGGAAAGGGCUUACUUGUUCGUGCGAAAUUGCGGUUCAGGAUGGACAAACACUAAAUUAUCAGCCGGUCGUGAAUACUGUUGUAAAGAAGGCAAACCUUACACAUGCCCAUUGAUUUAA